AUGGCAGGUAGUAUACCGCCAAAUGGCAGCAGUAUACCGCCUCUAAAGGCGUUAUAUAUUUUUUUAAGCAAUGAAAUUUCUCUUUCAAUUCCUCAGUGGCUGCAAAAAUAUGUUGAAAAGGUGGAAGAUUUGAAUUUCUUUGAAGAUUCCAUCCGACCCAACCAUGUACUAAUCAAUGAAUAUCUUCAAGGUCAAGGCAUAAUGCCUCAUUUGGACGGACCUCUGUUCUACCCAACGGUCACCACAAUCAGUUGUGGAUCACAUACUGUACUCGAGUUCUUCUCACAGCGUUCAGACUCAGUCUCGGAAGCUGAAGACAUUUCAAUGCCAACUAGUCAGGAAAAAAGCAGCAACUUGAAGAUGUUUUCGAUUUUAGUUGAAAGGCGAAGUCUACUGGUGCUGAAGGAUGACAUGUACACCAAGUACCUGCAUGGCAUAGCUGAAACUUGUGAUGAUAUUAUUUCAGAAGAUUUGGCCAACUUGCAGCAAACUGAACAGAAAUUUAAAAUUGGUGAUGAACUGACCAGAGAUACUAGAAUUUCAUUAACUAUCCGUCAUGUGCCAAAGACAACCAAAUUAAAAAUCAACUUUAUUAGAUGACAU
Molecule: messenger RNA, 603 nt
Organism: Nilaparvata lugens (brown planthopper)
Lineage: Eukaryota; Metazoa; Arthropoda; Insecta; Hemiptera; Delphacidae
Product: alpha-ketoglutarate-dependent dioxygenase alkB homolog 6
Exons: 4
Coding region: 1-600 (199 amino acids)
Source: RefSeq, a predicted model, not a curated record